UAUGGAAGAAGGAAAUGGUGAUGUAACCUUAGAGAGAGUCGACCAAAGAGCUGGACUGCACAAUCUUUCUGCAGCUGCUCCAGGAGUUUCAGUGGCAUUUGGAAAUUCCUGGGGCGUGGGAGAAAGGACAGCCAGCCUUUUUACAGCUCUGGAGAGAGAUGUCCUCUAGGUCAGCGAUGGUUUUUGGGUGGAAUUUCUGGGCAGCUCUGUCUGCUGUCCUCCUUGCAGCCCAGACAUUCCCGCACACCAAUAUUAAAAUAAGCCAAGCGCUGCCAGAGUCGAUCCUGUCUUAUUCUUGCCCUCUCUUCUGGACCGAAUAUGAAGGCUACUGUUACCGGUAUUUUCCCAUUAACAAAACUUGGGCAGAAGCGGAUCUGUACUGUGCAGAGUUUUCCAUCGGCUUAAAAUCAGCCAAAUUAGCAUCUAUUCACAGCUGGGAAGAGAACGUCUUUGUCUACGACCUUGUAAACAGCAGGGUGCCUGGUAUACCCACGGAUAUCUGGACGGGAUUGAAUGAUCUUAGACAGGAGAGCAACUUUGAAUGGACAGAUGGCUCUCCAUAUGACUACAACUACUGGGAUGGCAAUCAACCAGAUGACGGGAUCCACGCUAUGCCGGAGGAGGAAGACUGCGUGCAGAUCUGGUACAGAUACAGCAGUGCUUUACGGUCUUGGAACGACAAUAGCUGCAGCCGAGAAUUUCCAUUUGUGUGUAAGAUCCCAUCCUUGGCAGCUGAUUAACUGACUUCCUGGCCCUGGAGAAAUGAAACAUCUGAGUUUCAAACGA
Messenger RNA from Crotalus tigris (Tiger rattlesnake), 786 nucleotides. It is a transcript of the gene CLEC19A, whose product is annotated as C-type lectin domain containing 19A. Gene Ontology annotation, molecular function: signaling receptor activity. The transcript is spliced from 6 exons. Bases 159 to 740 code for a protein of 193 amino acids. Lineage: Eukaryota; Metazoa; Chordata; Lepidosauria; Squamata; Viperidae. The record is from RefSeq and is a predicted model, not a curated record.